AUGUUCACACAAGAUCAUGAGCAAUUAGACACCCAUGUUAUUGAGAAAGAGUUGAGGGAUGUUGUCAAAAAUGAUCCAACCAUAAAGAUUUUUUCACUUCAACAGACUCUUUACAAUAAGUACCAAUACCAACCUUCUUAUUUUAAGGUGUGGGAGGUAAAAGAAAAAGCAAUUGGUAAAGCGUUUGGUGAUUGGGACAAAUCUUACCAAUUAUUGCCAAAAUGGUUGAAAGCUUUGACUGAUUCAAACCCGGGCAGCGGGGUUGUUUGGAGAACAAUAUUUGCUACUAUGCCAGGCUGUGCGAUAUUCGAGAGAGUGUUCUGGGCUUUUGGUCCAUCAAUUGAAGGUUUUCAACAUUGUAGGCCAAUGAUUAAUAUAGAUGGAACUUUCCUAUAUGGUAAGUACAAAGGUACAUUAUUGAUUGCAUCAACGUGGGAUGGUGACAACAGACUUUUUCCACUUGCCUUUGCCACUGUGGAGAAGGAAACUGAUGAUAGCUGGUAUUGGUUUUUGCGUUGUAUUCAGAUUAAUGUCACUAAUCGGGAAGGGUUAUGUAUCAUAUCUAAUCGUCACCCUGGUAUAAUGGCAGCGAUACAGACUAUAUGUCAAUCGACAUAUUGGUAUCAUCGUUUUUGCCUUCGCCAUGUGGCUAUCAAUUUCAAUCAACAAAUUGGGAAUAAAAACUUAAAUGCUAUGGUAAUAUGGGCAAGCAUGGAGAAUUAG
Molecule: messenger RNA, 723 nt
Organism: Quercus robur (English oak)
Lineage: Eukaryota; Viridiplantae; Streptophyta; Magnoliopsida; Fagales; Fagaceae
Exons: 1
Coding region: 1-723 (240 amino acids)
Source: RefSeq, a predicted model, not a curated record